Molecule: messenger RNA, 1509 nt
Organism: Rosa chinensis
Lineage: Eukaryota; Viridiplantae; Streptophyta; Magnoliopsida; Rosales; Rosaceae
Product: glutamine synthetase cytosolic isozyme 2
Exons: 9
Coding region: 112-1182 (356 amino acids)
Cellular component (GO): cytoplasm
Molecular function (GO): glutamine synthetase activity
Source: RefSeq, a predicted model, not a curated record
UAUAUAUCAUAUUCAUAAUAACCUAUCAAACCCCAAAAACCAGAGCCUAAAAGCCUCAAGCUCCUCUUCAUCCUAUCACUCUUCCUCUCACUUGUUUUGGUUUGUGUAGAAAUGUCUCUGCUUACUGAUCUUAUCAACCUCAACUUCUCAGAUAUCACUCACAAGAUUAUCGCGGAAUACAUAUGGGUCGGCGGAUCUGGUAUGGACGUUAGAAGCAAAGCCAGGACUCUUCCUGCACCAGUGAAUGAUCCUUCAAAACUACCCAAAUGGAACUUUGAUGGUUCUAGCACUGGCCAAGCUCCUGGAGAAGAUAGUGAAAUCAUCUUAUACCCACAAGCAAUCUACAGGGACCCAUUUAGGAGGGGCAACAACAUCCUUGUGAUAUGUGAUACUUACACACCAACUGGAGAGCCAAUUCCAACCAACAAGAGGGCUAAGGCUGCAAAGAUCUUCAGCCAUCCUGAUGUUGUUGCUGAAGAGCCCUGGUAUGGCUUAGAGCAAGAGUACACGCUAUUGCAGAAAGAUGUACAAUGGCCAAUUGGGUGGCCUCUGGGUGGAUAUCCUGGAGCACAGGGACCGUACUACUGUGGUGUUGGCGCUGAUAAGGCCUUUGGCCGUGACAUUGUAGAUUCUCACUACAAAGCUUGUCUUUAUGCCGGUAUUGACAUCAGUGGCAUCAAUGGUGAAGUUAUGCCUGGUCAGUGGGAAUUCCAAGUUGGACCAACAGUUGGCAUCGCUGCUGGAGAUCAAUUAUGGGCAGCGCGUUACAUUUUGGAGAGGAUCACUGAGAUAGCUGGAGUGGUGGUUUCAUUUGAUCCGAAACCAAUUCCUGGUGACUGGAACGGUGCUGGUGCACACACCAAUUUCAGCACCAAGUCCAUGAGAAAGGAAGGAGGCUAUGAGGUGAUCAAGAAGGCAAUUGAGAAGCUUGGAUUGAGGCACAAGGAACACAUUGCCGCUUAUGGCGAAGGCAAUGAGCGCCGCCUCACGGGACGACAUGAAACAGCAGACAUUGACACAUUCGUAUGGGGUGUGGCGAACCGUGGAGCUUCGAUAAGAGUUGGGAGGGACACGGAGAAAGAAGGAAAGGGCUAUUUUGAGGACCGGAGGCCGGCUUCUAACAUGGAUCCUUAUGUUGUCACCUCCAUGAUUGCUGAAACUACACUGCUCUGGAAACCAUAGAAGAAUAACAUUACCAAGUUACCAGCCCCCAUAACCAUUAUUAGAGGGGCAAUGACUUGUCUGUCAUCUCUAUCUAGUAGCUGAACAUUACCAUGGGUGGUUGUGGAUUUAUGUUGUUACUUAUUAUAUAGAUUUUAAGGGUCUGAAUAAAUUGUAUCUGUGCCUUAGUAGCAGAGUCAGCGCUGUAAACCAGAGUAGGCCCUGCAUUAGUAGCAGAGUGAGCUCUGUUUCAGUAACAGAGUAGCCCUUGUUGUGGAUGAAGAAGGUCUGUGGCGUCGGAUAACUUUAAUAAAUUUAUGACAAUGAAAUUAUGAUUACUAUGAAUAA